Mesocestoides corti is the source of this 735-nucleotide messenger RNA. Lineage: Eukaryota; Metazoa; Platyhelminthes; Cestoda; Cyclophyllidea; Mesocestoididae. The record is from the annotation of a GenBank genome assembly.
AUGUCGAGUGGGAUUCUUCCCUUGCUGGCCGUCAAUGGAAAGUUUAUUUUUCGCCAGCUAUUUGAACCCAUCUCGUCUACAUUUACUUAUCUACUUGGCGACACUUCCUCGCGUCAGGCAAUCCUUAUCGAUCCUGUACUAGAAACUGCAGAACGCGAUGCAAAAUUGAUAAAGGAGCUUGAUCUGGAUCUCCGCUACGUGCUAAACACGCACGUCCACGCAGAUCACGUGACAGGUUCUGGUGCUCUGAAGAAGAUAUUUGGUCACAACUGUAAAAGUGUCAUCUCCAACGUCUCUGGAGCAAGAGCAGAUCACUACGUAAAGGCCGGCGAGGUCUUGAAGUGUGAAAACAUUCAUCUGGAAUGUCGCAGUACCCCAGGCCACACGGACGGCUGCUUCACCUACGUGCUACACAGCGCAGGAGCGGCCUUCACAGGCGAUGCCCUCCUGAUCCGCGGUUGCGGAAGGACAGAUUUUCAACAGGGCUCUCCUGAAAAACUCUACGAGUCGGUCCACUCACAGAUAUUUUCCUUGCCUGACAACUAUCUUCUUUUUCCCGCGCACGAGUACUCCGGUCGUAUGAUGACAACUGUGGCAGAAGAGAAAAAGUUCAAUGCGAGGUUAACGAAAUCAAAGGAGGAAUUUGUUGAAAUUAUGAAUAAUUUGAAUCUCGCUUAUCCGAAGCAAAUUGACCGAGCACUUCCGCUCAAUCUCAAAUGUGGUUACGAGGAUUGA